UCUGAGGGCAUGAGGGUGGAAGGUUAUGUAAAAGUGCCAGGAUAAACGCAGGUCUGUGAACGCACCACUCCCUCUCUCCCUCUGUCUCCCUCUUUUUUUCUAUACCUUUUUUCAGUGUGGGUUCAGACUUGGUUCAGUUCUCUCCUCUCUCACUGACCUUGCAGACAGCAUACUACUCAGGAUGCUCCUCGGGCUGCUUCUGUCGCUCCUGUGCACCUGUCUCUGCUCCUGUCCUGUUUCGGGGGGUAAGGUGCUGGUGUUUCCUCUGGACGGGUCUCAUUGGGUGAACAUGAGGGUUCUUUUGGAGGAGCUUCACUCCCGAGGUCAUGAGGUCACGGUGCUCCGCCCCCUGGACACCUGGUACAUAAAGGCGGAGGCUCCAUUCUAUCGCUCCAUCACCAUAAACGCCUCCGCCGGCUUCAGCGAGAAACAAUUCGGCUCAUUCACUGCCAAGAUGUUGAGUCUGCGGCGCGAGGGCGCCUCCAUGUGGACACGCAUGGCUCUGGAGGUGGAGAUCGUUCAGGCAUUUUAUGAGAUGAACCGACAGAUCGUGCUGAUGCUGGAGCAGAUGUUUGAGAACCAAAAGCUGAUGAAGGAGCUGAGAGACGCGCGCUAUGACCUUAUGCUGACAGACCCGGCCAUUGGGGCAGGCGUGCUGCUAGCGCACAAGCUAAAACUGCCUCUGGUGCUAAACGUGCGCUGGACGGUGCAGGGGGAGGGGCACUUUGCCAUUGCACCUACGCCGCUGUCCUACGUGCCCAUCCCCAUGACUGAAGCCACAGACCACAUGAACUUCCUCCAGCGCCUCAAGAACAUGCUGGUCUUCUUCUUCACGCGGCUUCAGAUUUGGUACGUGACCGACCCAAACUACAAACCCUUUGUGCACAAACACUUUGGUCCUGGGGUGCACUACAUGGAUCUGUUCCAGUCGGCCGACAUCUGGCUCAUGAGAAACGACUUCACCUUUGAGUUCCCUCGUCCGACCAUGCCCAACGUGGUCUACAUGUCGGGCUUCCAGUGCAAAGAGCCCAAAGCUCUGUCCUUGGAGCUGGAGGCGUUUGUGCAGAGCGCCGGAGAACAUGGCGUCAUUGUCAUGACCCUAGGGACACUCGUGGCUGAACUGCCCCAUGACAUCAGCGAGGAGGUGGCAGCUGCGUUCGCUCAGCUGCCUCAGAAGGUCAUCUGGAGACACAAGGGCAGGAGACCGUCCACUCUGGGGAACAACACUCUGCUGGUGGACUGGCUCCCGCAGACGGACCUCCUCGCCCACCCACAGACGCGGCUCUUUGUGGCUCACGGUGGAACCAACGGUCUCCAGGAGGCCAUCCACCACGGCGUGCCUCUGGUGGGGCUGCCACUCAUGUUCGAUCAGCAGGACAACUUCUUCAGGAUGCAGAUGCGAGGAGUGGCCAAAGUGUUAGAUGUUUCCACAGUGAACAGAGACGUGUUCCUGGAGGCUCUGAAGGAGGUUCUGCAUGAACCUUCAUACAGAGAGAACAUGAAGCGUCUCUCAGCUCUGCACCGAGACCAGCCGCUCAAACCGCUGGACCGAGCCAUGUUCUGGAUCGAGUUUGUGAUGAGACACGGAGGAGCCAAACAUCUGGUCACAGAGUCCUACAGACUCUCCAAGGUCCAGUACUACUGCCUGGAUGUAGCCGCAUUCCUGCUAGCGUUAGCCGCUCUGAGCCUGUACGUCUGCACAAAGACACUCAGAGUCCUCUGGGGGGCGCUGUUCUCCAGAAGAAAAUCCAAAACAGACUGAACUCAAUGUGCAGAGGACCAGAACUGACAAAACUAUAGAUAAACACAGUAACUGGAGGACAAAAGGAGAGAGAGUGGGAGAGGGAGGAAGAGGUGGGGUCUGGAAGACUAAAGGGGAGCAUGAAGGGGGAGGAGGUAUCAGGAACAGUGUGAUUGGUCUAACAGGCACGCACACUUCAAACUCAGCCUCUGCAGCCAGGCGCUUGCAUCAGGAACACCCGGCUGUAAUCAGGACAGUCAUGGGUGAUGUCACAUAGCACAGAUGCCACUGGAGACAGAACACAUUCUGUUUUUGACACAAAGCUGUAGAUUGACUUAGUUUUCCUCUAAAGUUAAACAAAAAUAAUUAAAACACCAUAUUCACAGUUUAGUAGCAAAUGUGGAUUUAGUGUUUAGUUUCACUUUAAGAAAUAAGCAGCUGUUAAACGAAUGAAAUACAAAUCUGUACAAAUAAAUAAAUGAGUCAAGUUAAUUAUGCCAAAAUAAUUAAAAGUUCAAUAAAUGAAUAUAUAAAUAUAAAUAUAAAUAUUUAAGUACAUUUUUUAUGUAUUCAUGUAUUUAUAGAGUUGGUCAUCAUUUGGAUUGUGAUCAGAGGUGAGAUUUCUAUUUUAAUAAAAGGAUUCAUGUCAAAGUUCACAUUUUUAACAACUGACAAAAAGACAGGGAGGGCAUCUGACACACAGGGAGGGCAGGAUUAGUUCACAAUAGGCUCACAUUACAGUGGUUCAGUUGAGUUUCAGUUUUGUCUGUUUUUUUCAUCUGUGGUGUCAUGUGUCCAGAGCGUCUUUGUGUUUGGUGUAAAUACAUUUCCAUGAUGACGAAGGGUCAGAUUACAAACACAGACCAGAGGAACUGACCACAAAAAACAAAAUGGACCCAGAUAAACAGGAAAUACUUUAUUAAAUAUUAAAAAUAUUUAAAUUUUCACUUUUUUUUUCUUUUUUUUUUUUUUAUAAAAUGUGACAAAUAAAUAAACCUCAAACUACAGUG
This is a messenger RNA of Periophthalmus magnuspinnatus, 2751 nucleotides long. Its product is annotated as UDP-glucuronosyltransferase 2B31-like. Gene Ontology annotation, molecular function: UDP-glycosyltransferase activity. Bases 182 to 1762 code for a protein of 526 amino acids. The record is from RefSeq and is a predicted model, not a curated record. The transcript is spliced from 2 exons. Lineage: Eukaryota; Metazoa; Chordata; Actinopteri; Gobiiformes; Gobiidae.